UACAAAACAAAAACAAAAAACAAAAUUUUAUCGKUUUCUAAGUAAAAUUUUGACACGAUUUACGAAAGAAACGAAACGUUGUAGCGCAUUCGUGGUGACCAUGGAGUUUGCACGCAUCAUUGUAAACAUUAUAUAGAAUUUACUGUCUAAAAUCGUUUAAUUGGUGCGAUUUUGCAGUGUAUUUUAUGCGUUAACCUGAUAUAACGAUGCAAUGUAUUAUUGACUUUCAGAAAAUGUCAAAAAUGUCUCUAACGAUUGUUAUGACAGUAUAAAUAGACACAUGACAUUCUGGAAGAACAUCAUUGGCCAUUGAAGCUGUACAAACACGUCCGUGAAGCUGUCUACUUAAUAUUGUUGUUCCUCGCCUGAAUGAGCUUACUAAAGAGUGUCCCGACAAAAUGAGCUCGCUUAACACGAUUCAUCAAGUGAUUUUAACCGCUGCCUUCUUUGUUGUGACCAACACCUUUGCAGAGGAAUAUAAAUAUGGGACUAAAACGCCGUAURCUCCAGCAGGAAACCUCCAAGCGCUGCAGUCACCMAUCGACUGYAGACCCGUGCAACUCAAUAUGGUAAUUCGCCAUGGAUCAMGAUUCCCAAGUUCUGGCAGCAAAGAACAAAUAGAUUCUCUGCUCAAGAAAAUUAACAAAGUUCACAGCUCCUUCAUGUACAAGAAUAUCACYCUACCAUGGAAGCUACCAUUAAUUUACAGCUUUGCCGAAGGGUCAGAGCUCUCUCCAACCGGAGAACUUGAGCUGUAUUCAUUAGCAAAGCGCUUCCGUUCUCGGUUUCCAAGUAUAUUUCAGAACAUGUACUGGAAUCGAUUUUACAAGUUUAUAUCGACUGCUAAAGAGAGAACAGCGAGGUCGGCAGCGGCGUUUAGUUAUGGACUCUUCGAAGGAAUAGGUCGUCUCGGCAAUGCAAGCUACCAGCCUAUUCCUAUUUCAUUUUCAGGUCCAAAAGAUAACGAUAAGCUUUUGAGGUAUUAUGACGCCUGCCCCAGAUAUAAGAAGGAAAUUGAGGAUGGGUCUGGACUAGACGAAUGGARGACGUUUGGUAAAAGUCCAGAAAUGAAGCAGUUGAUAGCUACUAUUGAGGAAAGACUGAAGAUCAAAGAUAAAGUGAGUCUAUCAGCUGAAGACGUGUUAGAGUUAUUCAUGAUUUGCGCAUUCUCAACCCUGAACAAAGAAAGCCGCGAAUGGUGCWCACUGUUCACCAAUGAAGACAUUAACGUUCUCAAUUACUGGAUAGACCUUGAGAACUUUUACUCCCAUUCCUAUGGCAACCCUUUCAGCUACAAGACCAGUUGUCCCYUAUUGGCUGACAUUACCAAAAGUAUUUUGAAUUAUGCCAACAAAAGCAUGCCGUUUGGAGUGUUCAGAUUCGGACACAGUGGCACAGUACUGGCGUUGAUGACCUUACUUGAGUUGUACAAAGARCCCGUGACGCUCUAUAGCAGUCAAUAUCGUCAAAAUGGAAAUCGCGUUUUCUACAUGUACAAAAUGAUCCCCAUGGCAGCGAAUAUUGCCUUUGUGUUGAACAAAUGCAGCGGCAAUGAGUACAAAGUUCAAGUUUUGAUGAAUGAGAAAUUGAUGAGUUUGCCGUGUUGUGUACGACAAGGUCAAACUACAUGCAGCUURAAGACCUUCAAGUCUUGUUUUGAACACAAGGAUUGUGACUUUGACGGCAUGUGCAAAGUAUCAUCAGCUAUUUUUGAGUAUGGCUCAAGAUGGUGGUUCAUAAUGACGGUGUUUGUGGCACUUAAUGCUUUGCAUUAGACUAUAUGCGACUAAAAUGUCAACACAACCUUUGUUUAAGAGGCCAAAUCCGGGCCAGAAAGUCGCCCUAAAUCGCUGCAACUUAAGGCGACUUAAGAAAAAAUGAGGGUAAAUUGGGCGUAGCACUGUGGCAGCUUAAGGAACCUUAAGGAAAUUUGGAUUAUAAUUAGGUGGGGUCCCAUGGCGACUUAAGGCGAUUUAUGGUAACUUUCUKGCCCGGAGUAAGCCAGCACAUACACCUAAAACGUUGUCGGUGAGAAAGGUGUACGGCGAUUGUCGAAGGGAGAUUGCACGACCGAAAAGGACUAUUGUUACGCCUUUUUGACGAAAAAUAUUUCAUUUGUUGGAUUCAACUUGCAUAGAAAUGGAGGCUAAAUGGAGCCAAUGUUCACCACAGACCAUCUUACAGCACAAAUCAGUUGUUAUUUCUUAUCAAUAAGCAAAACCCAUAGCACUUUCGGUCGUGCAAUCGCCGUUCGACAAUUGACAUUCGCCAUUUUAUCCGACAACCUUUUUUGAAAUAGGUAUACAUCAUUUUUUCGCGCAGCUACCUCAACAGGGAAUCGGACGAAUUCAAAUUGUGGUUUAUAAUGCGAGAGCCUACGUAGCACUCAGUUGAUGCAAUAUAUUCAUAAAGAUAUAAUACAAAACACAUAAUACAAUAGAACGAGAAACAAUGGAAUACAAUACAUUUUAUGAAUACAUUACAUCAACUGCGUGCUACGUAGGUCUCCCCGGUUUAUAAUGACACUUAUUGUUGUAUUCUAAACUCCAUAUUGGUUUGUAUAUACACGUAUACAGUUUUAACUACU
This is a messenger RNA of Exaiptasia diaphana, 2587 nucleotides long. Its product is annotated as multiple inositol polyphosphate phosphatase 1. Gene Ontology annotation, molecular function: acid phosphatase activity; inositol phosphate phosphatase activity. Bases 399 to 1775 code for a protein of 458 amino acids. NCBI's taxonomy places the organism in Eukaryota, Metazoa, Cnidaria, Anthozoa, Actiniaria, Aiptasiidae. The record is from RefSeq and is a predicted model, not a curated record. The transcript has 2 exons.